AUGACCGCCAUGACUAAUACUUCAUCACUUAUCGUUACCAUCAUCACCGCCGGUUUCAUUCCGAGGGGAAGACUCAUCGAGAUUGCCCACUCUGAUAAGCCAAACACAGGGCUCGGAAACUCCCGUCGUUGCGGUGGGGUCACGGGUGAUACCGAGGGUAAAUGUGUUUCCCGCACCCCUGGUAUACAAUAA
Molecule: messenger RNA, 192 nt
Organism: Saccharomycopsis crataegensis
Lineage: Eukaryota; Fungi; Ascomycota; Saccharomycetes; Ascoideales; Saccharomycopsidaceae
Exons: 1
Coding region: 1-192 (63 amino acids)
Source: RefSeq, a predicted model, not a curated record